UAUCAUUUUGUUACGGUUGGUUACGAUUUCACCCCUAGUAAAUUAUCUGUUUUUAUUUAUAUUGAUUAAUAAACGGUUUAUUUACAAUUUAUUUAUCAGUUGUUGCAAAUAGUUAAAUUUGAAUAACAAGCCGCUUCACCAUGAAUGAUGGAAAUCCUCCGAUGAAUAUAAUGCAGCCACCCCCGAUACUACUAAAUCCAACAGGAGUAUUGGAGCCACCCGAGCUAUCUGGGAUUCCUCCAGAAGCUUUACUUCAACCUCCAGUGUACGGAGGAGCACCCGGUACCCAAGGAUGGGCUACUAGCGAGGAUUUUGAAGGUCAGAACUUGGCACUACAAGGAAUGGCGUUAAUGCCAGGCGAGCAACCCUUACCUUCACUACUGUCCCUUAAGGUCGACCCACCGGAUCAACUGAUCGAAGGUAACGGUACCACUGAGGUUGUGCUGCCACAAGUAAUCGAGCAAGUAUUGGCACUUAAAAAUAGGAGGGCUUUAGAGUUGGGCACCGAGGAAAACGCGGCGGUUUCAGGUGAAGUCGUUGCAUCUACACCAGUAUGGGAACGGGAUGAAAAUGAAGCACCAGAGUCGGAAAAUAUACCAAAGGCUUCAAAGGAUGUGGCGAAAACCACCAAAAACAAAAAAAAGAAGAAAAGAAAGAAGAAUAAAAAGCUUCAGAAUGGUGAGGUUGCCAGUUCGGGAACUACAAAAGACAUCCCCGACCUCGAUGUUGAGUAUAUACAAGAAAGUUUGGGUUUACACGAGCUAGCCCCGCAAUAUCGACAGUUUUUCCACAUCUUCGAGGCAUUUAAAAUCGCGGACACAAAGCCUUUAAUUCCACCUCCUCAACUGGCCACUCCUACGACUUUGUCAAACAAAACCUUGCCACUGCUCGGCGAUCAGUUUCAAGAAGAAAUGGAGGAGGCGGACGAGAAAAUCAAAGAGGACAAGUCUAAGAUGUCCAAGAGGAAGCUAAAGAAAUUAACACGACUGAGCGUCGCCGAGCUGAAGCAGUUGGUGAAUCGGCCAGACGUUGUCGAAAUGCACGAUGUUACGGCGAGAGAUCCCAAGCUUUUGGUCCAACUUAAAGCGCACAGAAACACAGUUCAGGUGCCCCGGCAUUGGUGUUUCAAGCGCAAGUACCUACAGGGAAAACGGGGCAUAGAAAAACCUCCGUUCAAUUUGCCGGAUUUUAUAAAAAGGACGGGCAUUAUGGAAAUGCGCGCCUCGUUGCAGGAUAAGGAUGAGACGAAAACUCUCAAGGCGAAAAUGAGGGAGAGAGCUCGGCCGAAACUUGGCAAGAUUGACAUUGAUUAUCAAAAGUUACACGAUGCGUUUUUCAAAUGGCAAACAAAACCGAAGAUGACGAUCCACGGGGACCUUUACUACGAGGGCAAGGAGUUCGAAACGCGUCUAAAAGAGAAGAAACCGGGGGACCUCUCUGAAGAGUUACGUACCGCAUUGGGAAUGCCCGUCGGACCAAAUGCGCACAAGGUGCCACCGCCUUGGCUGAUUGCCAUGCAACGUUACGGGCCGCCUCCCAGUUACCCAAAUUUGAAAAUCCCCGGCUUAAACGCGCCAAUUCCGGACGGAUGUUCGUUCGGUUACCACGCCGGCGGCUGGGGUAAACCGCCGGUCGACGAAACCGGUAAACCGCUUUACGGCGACGUAUUCGGUACACAUCAAGCCAACAUAGAUGAUGUCGGGGAAGAUAUAAAUAUCGAUCGGUCCUUGUGGGGAGAACUUGAAUCGGAAUCGGAGGAAGAGAGCGAAGAAGAAGAGGAGGAUGACGAUAAGGAUAAACCUGGUCUCACAGAUGAGACAGGUUUAAUCACCCCGGCCGAAGGCCUGGUCACUCCGAGUGGACUGACGAGCAUUCCUGCCGGAAUGGAAACACCUGAAGCUAUUGAACUAAGGAAGAAGAAGAUUGAAAGCGAGAUGGAAGGAGGGGAAACUCCCGUGUUGUACCACAUCCUCCCCGAAAAACGCAACGAACGUCUCGGUGCGGCCAUGAUGGCGAGCGCUCACGUAUAUGACAUGACUGGUCUGGGAGCGCCACCUCCCAUGACUUCCAAACGUGGAAUUUCCUCUGGCGACCAGCGAGAGGGAAUGGUCGAAUUGGCGUUAGAUCCGUCAGAACUUGAUAUGGACAGUGACGCUAUGGCGGUACGAUACGAGCAGCAGAUGCGGGAGAAUCAAUCACAGUUGCAAAAGGAAGAUCUCAGUGAUAUGUUAGCUGAGCACGUCGCCAAGCAGAAAAAUAAAAGAAAGCGACAGCAAAAUUUGGAUACAAAACAGACGAAAAAGUAUAAAGAGUUUAAGUUUUAAUUAUAAUGUAAGUGUUUUCAAUUAUAUCAUAGCGUAAUGCAAUUUCUGUAAUUAAUUGGUGAAGAUUUGUAAUAAACAGGUCUGUCAGUGACA
Messenger RNA from Photinus pyralis (common eastern firefly), 2417 nucleotides. It is a transcript of the gene Sf3b2, whose product is annotated as splicing factor 3B subunit 2. The transcript is spliced from 11 exons. Gene Ontology annotation, cellular component: U12-type spliceosomal complex; U2-type spliceosomal complex; catalytic step 2 spliceosome. Lineage: Eukaryota; Metazoa; Arthropoda; Insecta; Coleoptera; Lampyridae. The record is from RefSeq and is a predicted model, not a curated record. Gene Ontology annotation, biological process: mRNA splicing, via spliceosome. Bases 141 to 2324 code for a protein of 727 amino acids.